Helianthus annuus (common sunflower) is the source of this 959-nucleotide messenger RNA. RefSeq names its product long-chain-alcohol oxidase FAO4A-like. The transcript is spliced from 2 exons. NCBI's taxonomy places the organism in Eukaryota, Viridiplantae, Streptophyta, Magnoliopsida, Asterales, Asteraceae. The record is from RefSeq and is a predicted model, not a curated record. The coding region runs from base 172 to 753 and encodes 193 amino acids.
CAAAGUGCCAAACUCACCCCCCCCCCCCCCCUCUCUCUCUCUCUCUCUCACUCACUCAUUCACUCAGACUCACACACACACAACACACUACUUCAGAUAUUUAUAUUUAUAUUCCACUUGGUUGACAUCAAAACCUUUAUCAACUACUACCCAAGUGACAACAUUUGCACUAUGGAGGGAAGUCCGGUUGUUGAAGAGAAACAUUUGGUAAGCCCGCAGGGUUUAGAAAAUGAUGAUUAUUUCGUAUUGCGGAUUGACAGGCCUAGUUCUUUGACGGAAAAGGAGAGAGAUGACAACUAUAGCAAUAACUAUGAACCUCUUCUCUCUUCGCGAGAAACUGAGUCUCUGGUCGCAUUAUGUGACACAUUCUUACCAUCACUCCACGUAUACAAGGAUCGUGUUGUGGAUGAUUCACUUGCCCAACUUUAUCGCACUUCUGCUUCGAUGAAUGGAAUACCCGAUCAAGUGGCUAAGAUGAUGUUUUUGAAGACGGAGCACCCGAAACAAUUGUUGGUUAGGUUAACCUUGUGGUUCCUAUCAACUUGGAUUGGAACAUUGAUUCUUUGUGGAAAGACAUGUUUGUCAACUCAGUUUCCAUACGUGCAAAAGUUUUCUAGAAUUUCAGCUAAGAAGAGAGAGGAGAUACUUGUCUCAUGGUCUCUCAGCUACUUUUUUCUGUUGAGGAUGCUUUUCCGUGCACUAAAAUCCGUGAUUCCAUUGGCUUAUUUCACUCAGGCAAGUUCUUUCUCAUAAACAUACGUGCAUAUGGUGUUUUAACAUAUAUAGAACACUUUUUACUAGAGAACCAAAUGAAGUGCUAGUUAGAUAUUAGGCGCCAGGGUGUGGUUCGGGAGACGGCAUCGGGGAGCUAAGGUGGAGCUCCUCCCCCGACAGGAACACCCCCCCCCCCAAGCGGGAAUCGGUGCCUUCGGGACUCCACUCCUGAUUGUCCCGAGCGC